Messenger RNA from Halichondria panicea, 2757 nucleotides. RefSeq lists its product as uncharacterized. Bases 31 to 1002 code for a protein of 323 amino acids. The transcript is spliced from 2 exons. NCBI's taxonomy places the organism in Eukaryota, Metazoa, Porifera, Demospongiae, Suberitida, Halichondriidae. The record is from RefSeq and is a predicted model, not a curated record.
UUGGGUAUUGAGACAUGCUUUUAUGAUGGAAUGAACUCUCAUGCAAAAGUGCUCCUUCAGAUUGUCUUUCCUGCUUACCUGUUUCUUUUGAUGUUCUUAAUAAUCAUUUUGAGCAAGUACUUUGACUCAUUUGCAAAGCUCCUCUCCAACAGGAACCCAGUUGCUGCCCUAGGCACACUCGUCCUACUCUCUUAUUCCAAACUCUUGCAGUUUAUCAUUGCUGCACUGCAAUACAGGGUCUUGGAUUAUCUUGAUGGUGCAACCGAGGUGUUGGAUUUUCCCAACAAUUCAAGUGAUAUAGUUUGGUUGUAUGACGGCAAUGUGCAAUAUUUCACUCUCGGUCACAUCCCUCGGUUUGUUUUUGCCGCCAUAAUCCUCAUCUCUGGUAUAUUGUUCACUGUACUGCUCUUCUUUGGACAAUGGUUUCCUCGCUGUUCAAAACGGAAACUCAUGAUAUGGACUAAGAACACAUACUACAAUGGUUUCAUGGAUGCAUACCAUGCUCCAUUCACUCCCAAGCAUCGCUACUGGGUGGGACUGCUCCUAUUUUCUUUGAUCGCUCAUAAUCUAAUAACUGCUUUGGCUUUGGACACUUCUCUCCCCGUACUAUCAGCUGGAUCUAUAAGUGUUGGGCUUAAUAUUUUCAAAUUGCAGAAUUAUGCAGUGUACAAAAUACGAUUCAAUGAUUUACUAGAAACACUCUUUUUCCUCAAUCUUGCAAUUCUAGCAUAUGGCACCCUCUACCGAGGAAACAUCAAUGGGAAUCAAGACAUAAUAUCCAACAUUUCAAUGGCAGUGACUUUUAUUUUGUUUGUGGUGAUAGUUUGCUACCACUUUUACGAGUACAUACUGAAGAAAGUUCCUGUUCUGCAGAGGCAGCAAAAUGCACUCAGACUGAGAAAAAUGAUUCCACGAGUUCGCAAACUGAACUGGAGAAGAAAAACCACGAAGAAACCUGGACAAACGUGGACAGAUAUGAUCCAUACACUAAUGGAGUCAUAGAAGAGAAGCUGAUCCUGAUCGUUACAUCACUCCUCCCAUCAUCCGACCAGCCACAAGGCCGGAACAGCUGAGAGAGCCUGCCCUGGACGUGCUAGCCCCUCUCACUACGGAGGACUACAGACCAGCCCCUCCCCCUCCUCAAGACAAUGCACCCAAAGUUACGCACACUGUCAUCGAUGUCGUGAAAGAGUAACAUUGUAUAAUUAUCUCCUAAUACUUAAGCUUGGUUUCGUUUUUUGAGCCCUUUGGCCUAAUAUAUAGUCCUACCUCUAUACUCCACUACUGUAUUCACACGUGCAUGUGAGACUGUGUUUGGAUCUUGUAAGCUGAAAAGGGAAAUCGAUUAGAUGAUAUACAGUAUAUAGAAGAAGCAAUAGCACUAUUCUGACACUGCCGGAUUAGCUUGUAAUCUUAUAGUAUCGGAGAGAACAUGCACUGCACCUGGGUGGUGCUGCUACUGACCCUAGCUACUGUUACCAGGAGUGAGCACUAUCACAUUGUGCCAGUGGAUUCAACUGACUCGUGUAAUGACUACCAAAAUGGAACUUGUUUCACUCUCGAGCAGCUUGUUCAAACAGACCUGUUGUCUGGUGGAGACAAACUCACCUUGAGCUUUCUGUCUGGUGAUCAUUUAUUAAGUGAAAUGCUUUACAUUUGUAAUUUCAGAGAGGUGAUUAUUGCUGGCCAAAAUGCCACUAUCAAUGCCAACACAACUGGUAGAGCAGUGUAUUUAUCUAAUAUCCGUGCAUUGAGUAUUGAAGGUUUGAAUUUCACAGGAGCAGGUGAUAAAAAAAGUUCAGGCUACGUUUCUCAAGAAUUAUAUAUCGAUGAAUGCUCUUUGGUAGACUUGAAAUUGCUAAAGUUGGAAUCUUGUACACUCUGGAUCACCACGAUCACUCAUGUGGUAACUGUGAAAAUUGAACAAGUUCUCUUUGUAAACGACACUAGCACUGACAGAGCAUUGUAUGUUAAAGCUGAUACUGUGUGCAUUGAAAAGAGUGAUUUCUUUAAUAAUAAUGGUGGUGCAGUUUACAUUUACUCAAAGCAAACUGUUAUUAAUGAUUCAAGAUUCACUUCCAAUACUGCUGCAUAUGGUGGAGCAGUGGAAGUGGACUCUGUAAGUGUGACUAUCAGUUGGUGCAACUUUACAAAUAAUAGCGUUUAUUACAGUGGUGGAGCGAUUUAUGCCAGUGAUUUUUAUUAUAGUGGUGGCGGUAUUUCGGCAGUUAAUGUUUCAAUCAGUUUCUGUAACUUUAUGGAUAAUAUCGCUGAAUAUGGUGGAGCCAUUUCCACCUUCAGAACUAAUUUGUUCAUUUCUAACUGUGCGCUACUAAACAAUAGUGCUAUUCGUGACGGUGGAGCAAUUAAUAUCUGGUUUGGGAGUGUCUCAAUCUCCGACAGUGAGCUAGCGUACAACAGUGCUGAAAGAUCAGGUGGAGUGAUUUUGGUUUUGAAUGGAGAGUUACUGAUAUCCAAUAGCAAGCUAACAAACAACAAGGCACCCUCUGGUGGAGCGAUUUUGGUAUAUACUGGAACUAUAUCUGUCUCCAAAGUCAUGUUUAAAAAUAACAGUGCUGACAUUGGUGGAGUAUUUUUCGUUGCUGAUGGCACUGUGAUAAUUUCCGACUCUCUGCUCACAAAUAACAGAGCCACCCAACAAGAUGGAGUGAUUGCGGUUGUUAUCUCAACUUUAAUAAAUGCUAAUACAAGCAUAUUUGACAAUUUAGAGGGUGAAAAUAUCAUUUACGUAGUGCA